AUGUCAUGGCUUCCAUCAACUCAGCAUCAGAAACAACAACGAUUGUCCUCGUCCCAGUUGUACCGCACCACCUCACCGAGGACUUCGAACAGCACACGGAAACCCGCAAUUGCUGAAGGGGAAAGAGUCAGCAGGUACCGCACCCUUUCGUGGGGACGGCGCUCGCAACCGAAGGACCUCGUCAUGACGCCGAGGAGCCGCGGCGGAGGGAAACAGCAGCACGGUGGUAGACUCUCGCCGCUUCCCUCAGAAACACUCAUCCCGUCGCUCUCUGCACAAUACACACCGCAGCCGAAACAACGGAAGCCAACACCAUCCUCGCGUCAUAACGGAAAAGCAAUGACAACUAUUACUACUGGUACUACUGCUGCUGCGGCUGCUGCCCCAGCCUACCCGAAGGAGGGCGUCGUGCCUCACGUAAAUCAUUCUCUACAGGCGGUAGCCCGUUGGGUGCCGGCUAUGUGGUCACCCAAAGUGGCGGAUGACCUCAUCGACUGGAAGAUCGCCCGUCGCCGCGAGGAUAUUGGCGCGCUGGUGGAGAUGCUGGCGCUGUUGCGCACACGCGAGGCGGAGGCGCGGCGUAUCAUCGACCAGGAGGCAAUUCGAGUGCGUACCCGGCUCAAGUGCAGGGAGCAUGACGAGAGGGACGCCGCAUAUUUCUACAGCAUGACGCUCCCCAUUGUGCAGCUGAACUCGCCGACGGCCAGCAGCGCAAUGUCACCUACCACUGCCACCACCGCUGCUGUUGCUUCUGCUCGCAAUAAUGUGCCACUCCUGAGGGGGGUCCCGAAGUUGGCAAUGGAGGCACUCACACCGCUUCAGUACAGUAACGCUAAGCCGCAGGUGGAAGGUUCCAACAAGAGAGACAAAAGAAGCUCCACGUAUUCAGCUUCCAACACCAUGACAGAUGCGGAACGGCACACAUUGCUCUCCGACGAGGAAAUGGCUGCCCGGCAGCUCAUCACGAUUGCUGAGAACGGCCUGCGACAUCACUUGGCAGCGACGGCUAGCGAGGAAAAAUGGAGUAUCGGGUCUGCGGCGCACAUUGGAGUGAACGCGUGGUAUGACGAGGUGGAGAGUAGCGAGGAAGAGGAGAGUCGACCGCAGAGGAAUAACAGUGAAUCUGUGGUGGCCCUGCAAAUGGUGUCUUCGUGGGGUGCGGCGUCGUCGAGUCCUGACGCGCGGCAGCCGAUACGGGACGGUGAUGAUAAUGAUGCCAUCCGUUACAGUUACAUGACUGACACGGAUUCCUCAACGUGGCAAAGCGAAGAUAUCGAAAUCGCAGCGUCCUCGCGGGGGGUGAUGAGUGCAGCAGUGACCGCAACCACAUCCAUUGAUGAACACGACGACUACGACUCGGAAACAGAGGAAGAGAAGAGAGAUUGGGACACGGGGGAGGACGGGGAGGACGGGGUGGGGGUGGCGCCGUUACUGCUGCGGAACACGGCCAUGGCGGAGCGUCUGUGGGACAUCAUGGACGAUGAGCGGCUGGAGCGUGAGGCGAUUGUCGACACCGCAGCGGAGGAGUUGUCGCUGAUCCUUCACGACGCACACAUCGGCGCGGUCCUCGCCGCGGAGAACGCGCAGCGGGAGGCGGUGCGCGCCGUGUGCGCCGAGGAACGAGAGACCCGCGAGUGGCUUAUGCGGCAGAAGGAAGCGGAGACCGCGCCG
Molecule: messenger RNA, 1671 nt
Organism: Trypanosoma grayi
Lineage: Eukaryota; Euglenozoa; Kinetoplastea; Trypanosomatida; Trypanosomatidae
Exons: 1
Source: RefSeq, a predicted model, not a curated record